UCGCGUGGAUCUCUCUCGGCCACCGUACCGCCGCGGGGAGUCGACUCCAACAUGGAGCCCACAGUCCUCCGGGCAGCGAAGGAGUUAAUGUAAUCUGUGCCUGUGGAGGGGCGGAGAUUGCAGCUCGGAAUCGAACUGGUCCAAGGAGCAGAAAGUCGCUGCGGGAGUUGGUGUGUUUGUGUCGAGGCCUGGUCCGGAGCUUAGGUCUCCUCCGCGUUUUGGACGAACAUGUCGGAGGAGAAGCUGCGGGGCUGCUGUCACGGUCUCCGGGGGAAGUAGUGGAGACGUGGGAAGUCUGCCGGAGGAUUUUUCCCGACCACACACGACCGACAAACGGAUGAUUCCACCGGUGUUCUCCCUUCGUUAUGAGCGCAGAUCCGCGGAGCUGCCGGAGGAGACACUCGCGCGUCACUGUCGUGGUUUUCCCGCAUCACCGAGUCCAACGAGGGGUCUGAUGGGAAAGUGAUUAAAGCUCGUGUCGUGCAGAGAUCGAGAUCAGACAUUUCAACAACACGCCGAGCGGCACCAUGCGCUGGAGCCCGGGGACGUGGAUGUGGCGCGCGGCUCUGUGCUGCGCGCUGCUGCUGCAGACCUUUACGCACCCGGUCCGAGGUCUCAACAUGUGUAUGAGUGGAAGUGCUACGUCCUGUGAAGAGUGUCUCCUGAUUCAUCCCAGUUGCGCCUGGUGCGCACAAGAGGAUUUUGGGAAGGGGCGGACUCUGACGUCACGCUGCGAUUUCCGUCAGAACUUGGAGAAGAGGGGCUGCUCGGCUCGGUCCAUCGAGUUCCCCACCAGCAGCUUCUCAAUCCUGCAGAACAGACCCCUGAGUUCCAAAGGCUCCGGGUCCAGCCAGGACGAUGUGGUGCAGAUUAUGCCUCAGAAAAUCUCCCUCAGUCUGCGGCCUGGAGACCAGACGUGGUUCGGCGUGGAGGUGCGGCAGGUGGAGGACUACCCGGUGGACCUGUACUACCUGAUGGACCUCUCUCUGUCCAUGAAGGACGACCUGGACACCAUCCGGAACCUGGGCACCAAGCUGGCCCAGGAGAUGGGGAAGCUCACCAGCAACUUCAGGCUGGGCUUCGGAUCCUUCGUGGAUAAAAACAUGUCCCCGUUCUCCUACACGGCGCCCAAGUAUCAGGAGAACCCAUGCAGCGGAUACAAACUCUUCCCCAACUGUGUCCCCACCUUCGGCUUCCGCCACAUCGUCUCACUGACGGACAAAGUGGACCGCUUUAACGAGGAGGUGCAGAAGCAGAUGGUGUCUCGCAACCGGGACGCUCCAGAGGGCGGAUUCGACGCCAUCCUGCAGGCGGCGGUUUGUAAGGAGGAAAUAGGCUGGAGGAAGGGGGCGUACCACCUGCUGGUGUUCGCCACAGACGACGUGCCUCACCUCGCUCUGGACGGGAGGCUCGGAGGCCUCGUCCAGCCUCAUGAUGGGCAGUGCCACCUCAACGACAACAACGAGUACAGCGCCUCCACAAAGAUGGAUUAUCCCUCUCUGGCUCUUCUGGGAGAGAAACUGGCAGAAAAUAACAUCUUCCUCAUCUUCGCAGUCACAAAGCGACUCUACGUUAUUUAUAAGAACUUUACUGCACUCAUCCCCGGAACCACCGUGGAAAUCCUGGACCAGGACUCUAAGAACGUCAUCCAGCUGAUCAUCGCAGCCUACAACAACAUCCGCUCUAAAGUGGAGCUGUCGGUGUGGGACCACCCUGAGGACAUCGGCCUUUCCUUCACCGCCACCUGCCAGGAUGGGAAGCCGCUGCCAGGCCUCAGGAAGUGUGCCGACUUGAAGAUAGGAGACACCGUUUCGUUCAACGUGAGUGUGGAGGCGAGGAGCUGCCCGGGCCGCGGCGCCGACCAGAGCUUCACCAUCAAGCCGGUGGGGUUCAAAGACCGUCUGGAGGUGCUGGUGGAUUAUCAGUGUGACUGCGGCUGCAGCCGGACGGCACAGACCAACAGCAGCAUCUGCAGCUCCAUGGGUACUUAUAACUGUGGGACGUGUCGCUGCGAGCCGGGCUACCUGGGCGCCCGCUGCGAGUGCCAGGAGGGCGAGGCCAGCAGCAUGUACCUCAGCGCCUGCCGGGAGGCCGAGGGGAAGCAGGUCUGCAGCGGGCGCGGAGAGUGCAGCUGCAACCAGUGUCUGUGCUACGAGUCGGAGUUCGGAAAGAUUUACGGAGCCUUCUGCGAGUGUGACGACUUCUCCUGCGCCCGACACAAAGGCGUCCUCUGCUCUGGUCACGGGGAGUGUCACUGCGGGGAGUGCAAGUGUCACGCCGGCUUCAUCGGGGACAACUGCAACUGCUCCACGGAGACGUCGGUCUGCGUUUCGGACGACGGGCAGAUGUGCAGCGGGCGGGGCCACUGCGUGUGCGGCCGCUGCCAGUGCACCGAGCCCGGCGCCUUCGGGGACACGUGUGAGAAGUGCCCCACCUGCCCCGACGCCUGUGGAACCAAGAGGGAGUGUAUCGAGUGCCGGCUUUUCAACUCGGGGCGACUUGCAGACAACCAGACCUGCCAGCGCCUGUGCAAGGAUGAAAUCAUCACUGUGGAGAGCUUCAACUCUGACGACCCGGGCGCUGUGCUUUGUCUCUACAAGACAGACAACGAUUGUGUCAUGAAGUUCACGUACUCGGAGCACGCCAGCGGACGGUCCGUCCUCACCGCUCUUAAAGAGCCAGAGUGUGGUGGAGGCCCGGACGCCAUGACGGUGCUGCUGGCCGUGGUGGGCAGCAUCCUGCUGGUGGGGGUCGUGCUGCUCGCCGUCUGGAAGCUGGCCAUCACCAUUCACGACCGGAGAGAGUUCACACGCUUCCAGAACGCACGCUCACGAGCCCGAUACGAGAUGGCCUCCAACCCUCUGUACAAGCAGCCCGUCACUACACACUUUGUAGAAACAGAUUUCGACAUGUACGGGAAGUCCUACAACGGAGGGGUCCACUGAUCCCUCGGCACAGGGGCGCGGCAGGACCGGUCCAUCGAACAGAUCCCUGGAGGACGGGGCCGAGCUGGACUGAACUCAUCCCGCCGCACGGUGCUGAUCACUGACGUGAAAUGAACUGGACUGUGUCCGAGGUCGGAGGCGGGAAUAUGUGGCCUUUUUAUCUCUGCAGAGACGAUUGGAGCCGACCACGGAGAAAAACUAUUUGACUUCCUCUUCCUCCUCGUCUUCCUCGUCCGUGUGCGGUGGCGUCGGCCGCCGGUGGAGGAGCGACGGUUCACAAACUCCUUAGUCCUGUUUAGAGAGAGGAAGUUAGCAAUGAGUUUAUCUGACGUCACACAAGAUCAACAAACUCUCGAUCAUGAAGUCCAACACUCCAACAACUUAAAACCACCGUUUACUCUUUGUACAGAGCAUCGACUUAUAUUUGUAUAUUUUUAUAAACACUUUAAAAAAGGCCCUUAUUUUUAGUCUAAACUAUGCACAGGACUCGGAUCAACAUGAAUUUCACUCGUCUUCAAAUUCACGGGAUUAUUAGAAAAAGCACAUAUUCCUGAAGGCGGCUGUGACGUGGUACUACUAACACUUACUAAGCAUUAGAUGUCUUACCUUCAGUUUGCACAGCGACAGAUCUAGAUUUUCUUUAAUGUUGUGUUUGUGUGUUGUUGUGUUUUUUGCUCCACUUGCACUCCACUCUCUCCAUCUGAACCCCAGGGACCCCCCCCCCCCACAGCUUCUCAGCUCCUAAAAGGAUGGACGUUCACCUCUGUUCGUCUUUCUAACCCUAACCCUAACGAAUCAUGAAACCAUGAAAAGACCAAAACUAGCCACGGUGUCGUCGGUCAGUACUUUGAGUUAAAUAUCUGAAAACUUGAGAAUUUACAAAGAAAAAGCCCUAACAAUAAUUAAUUUAAAAGAAGCACAAGCUGGAAAUGAGCUACACUGAAUAUUGAAUCGUUAUUAAAAGUAUUUAAAGCAUCAGGUUCAUCAGCUGAUCAGAUUCUACAGGCUGUGUGAAGCCGUACGCUGAUGACACACCGUUAUUUAGUGUUUCUUUUAAAACUGAUGGACAUGAAUUUCCAGAUUUCAAUAAUUCUGAAAGGAACCAGUUCAAGAACCAGAGCUAAUUGGGUGAAUAGGAACAAGCAGUGCAGAGGUGUGGCUCCAUGAUGGAUCCCUGAUGGAUCCCUGAUGGAUCCCUGAUGCACUGAGGAGACACACACACUCAAUAAUCUCCAGUAAAUCAGUUCCUCGCUGGUUUUGGUCUUUUCGUUGAAUUUACAUGUGACAGUAAGAAUAAUAUAAAAUAUCACCGACCUCCGAAAGCUUCACAUCACAAUCAGAAACACGUGUUCACGCUGGGGGGACGGCUGGAAGAAUUCUCAUGUGCUCAAGUAAAUAUGUCACACCCACGAAAAGAUCACCUCCCAGCUGCUGAAGAGGUUUGAGUCUCAGCCGGUUUGUGAAUGACUCUCGCUCUCUCUGAUGUGCCCUUGAGCAAGGCACCUAACCCCAGCUGCUCAGUGGCCAGCGGGUCAGACUGUGGUUGUGCUGUGUGAAUGUCCCGGAUGCGUAUAGGCUGAUAUUGGUAAUGCAGUAUGUCAUAUGUUCCCCUGUGAAACUGUCGUCCAGCUGUGGGAGUGGGUGGAAACAUCUGGAUCCUCUGAGGGGAGGAGUCUGACAGCGGGACACGUCGUCGGGUGGGCGGAGCUCUGGGGCCCUUUUUCUUUCUUUUCAUGGUCGUACAGUGAAGGUGGGCGGGGCCGAGCUUUGGUGUGUUUUCUGCGAUUGGAGAGUUUGUAAAUAUGAUUUCCUUUGCGUACUUUAGUACACACUGUGCCAAAUGAAAGUGCAGCAUUCCUCCUGAACGUGUUCACAUGUGUGACCCGCACCAGCACAGCACCAGUUUAUGUAAAAGAACAAUAAAUCUGCUUAUGUCAAAAGUCA
This is a messenger RNA of Platichthys flesus (European flounder), 4889 nucleotides long. RefSeq names its product integrin, beta 5 (gene itgb5). The record is from RefSeq and is a predicted model, not a curated record. Gene Ontology annotation, biological process: cell adhesion mediated by integrin; cell-matrix adhesion; integrin-mediated signaling pathway. Bases 528 to 2945 code for a protein of 805 amino acids. Gene Ontology annotation, cellular component: cell surface; integrin complex; focal adhesion. Lineage: Eukaryota; Metazoa; Chordata; Actinopteri; Pleuronectiformes; Pleuronectidae. The transcript is spliced from 16 exons. Gene Ontology annotation, molecular function: integrin binding.